Molecule: messenger RNA, 1413 nt
Organism: Seminavis robusta
Lineage: Eukaryota; Bacillariophyta; Bacillariophyceae; Naviculales; Naviculaceae
Source: the annotation of a GenBank genome assembly
AUGACCUUCUUGACGUCUCUUAGCACUACUACUAGCACCACCAUGAGACGGCAUUUGCUGCGACGAGCCUCCACACGACGGCAACCACGACGACGACAACAUCAACAAAGAGGAAUCAAAUCUCUGGCUUUCACCACUCAUUUUCUGCAUCCCGAUCUGGGCAUGACCGACUACGAAAAGUUGAGUCGCUCCACGGCGUUUCUGUUGGCGGUGGAUCCCCCCGAUCCCACGGGCGAAGGUCCUUAUGGCCAUUUGGAAGUCACUCAACACCAACGGACGGUUCGAGACUUUCAACGACAGCACAAUUACACUCCGGCCAUGGGAGGCACGGGAACCGCCAAAGACAUGGGAUGGUUGGAAUUCAUGCCACGAGAGCAUCGACCCAACGUUCAUGUCAUUACGUCCAGUCACGUCGUGUCGCCUUUUCUAUGGCUCGAUUAUUAUCCCUAUGAUUGGUUGACACAAGUCAAACAGGAACACUGCAAAUACACAUUGGAAGUCUUUGAUUCCAAAACUUCCAACAAGGAACCACUACGAAGCUACGAAUUACACAACACUCCGAUUCAUCAUCCAGAAGGACGGGAUGUCGUUUUUGUCCACUUGCAAGACGAAGAAACAGCACUCGACGAAAUGAAAAAAUUGGGAGUCGACGUACAUUAUCUACGAAACCCAGACAAACUAUUUGAAAAAGGAGAAACAAUCUACUUUGAUGGAUAUGUCGUUCACGACCCCCAAAAUGCCGCAACAACAAACGACAAUACCCCCAACGACUUGACUGUCGAAGAUACCCGCGUCUUUGAACCCUACCAAGAAACGGGGACUCUGGCAUUCCACACCAACGACCGAUUCUUUGCUACCACGCCCCAUCCAUUACCCGAAGGACUCUGUGGCGCUCCGGCAAUAGAUGCCGAUGGAGAACUCUGUGGCAUUGUCGAAGGCAUUGUCCCCGUCGAUCACGAAAAUACAACCAUUGCCGGGAGUGCCGCAUUUUUGCCAUCUUUUGUACUGGCCGCAUUUGUCGAAUACGUCGAACGGUACAUGCUCGAACAAAUGAUGCCCAAGGACAUGUUCCAAAAUGUCGUACGAGCCAAAGAAACCAACGCCGUCGGUGGAGGAUCCUUCAGUGUGGGAAAGGAUGGAAUGCCAGCGAGUGAACAAAGUUGGGAAGAAGCCUUUGAAAAACAAGUGGCUUCCAUGAAAAAGAAGUAUAGCAAGGAAGAGAUGGAUGCCAUUUUGUGGAAUGUCAAGAGGGAACGAGAUGAAGUGAUGAAGAUUAUGAAUGAAGAAGGUGGCGAUUUGGAGGAAGCAAUCGCAAGGGUUCGGGCGGAAACUUUGGCUAUGCGACAACAUGCGAUCGAGGAGUACAAAAAGAAAGGGGGAUUGGCAGCGGAAGACAAAGGAGGAAAAUCCUAA